UUAAAACGUUGGUUGUAAUCCGCCAUUAAAUGAAGAGAAGAAGAAGAACUAGCAAUCCUGCAUCUGCAUUCACCAAGAUGGCGACACCGAUGACAAUAAGGCAGACACCGGUUGGGGGUUUUAGUUUCGAAAACUGCAAGAGAAAUGCACUUUUGGAAGCUGAAGCUAACAAAGUGGGAUGCAGCUUGCCUGCUGCUCUUAAAACAGGAACUACCAUCUGUGGUGUUGUCUGCAAGGAUGGCAUCGUCCUCGGAGCUGACACCAGAGCCACUGAGGGCAUGGUAGUGGCAGACAAGAACUGCUCAAAGAUCCACUACAUUUCCCCCAAUAUUUACUGUUGUGGAGCAGGAACAGCUGCAGACACAGAGAUGACCACUCAGAUCAUCUCAUCCAACCUGGAGCUACACUCUCUCUCUACAGGCAGACUACCACGUGUUGCUACUGCCAACCGUAUGCUCAAACAAAUGCUCUUCAGGUAUCAGGGCUACAUUGGGGCUGCUUUGGUCCUGGGUGGAGUGGACUGUAAUGGGCCUCACCUUUACAGCAUCUACCCUCACGGCUCCACUGACAAGCUGCCCUACGUCACCAUGGGCUCUGGGUCCCUGGCUGCCAUGGCAGUGUUUGAGGACCGCUACAAGCCUGAAAUGACAGAGGAGGAGGCCAAGCGGCUAGUGCGAGACGCCAUUGCUGCAGGGAUCUUUAAUGACCUGGGCUCUGGCAGCAACAUUGACCUGUGUGUUAUCACCAAGGGCAAGGUGGACUACAUUCGGCCCCAUGAUGAAGCCAACAAGAAGGGGGUCAGAAGAGUAAAUGAGCUUGAAGCCGUGCAGCUAACUGGUGACUACAAGUACAAGAGAGGAACCACUGGUGUUUUGACAAAGGUGGUGACCCCGCUGAACCUGGAGGUUGUGGAGGAAACUGUUCAGACUAUGGAUACCUCCUAAAAUUCUUACAAUAUGUUUGUUAGUGUAACUUACUAUCCAUCGCAAUUCCUAACACAAAUGGCAUGUUUUCCAUGUUUACAAUAAAAGUGUGUGAGGUGA
Messenger RNA from Epinephelus fuscoguttatus (brown-marbled grouper), 1043 nucleotides. It is a transcript of the gene psmb7, whose product is annotated as proteasome 20S subunit beta 7. The transcript is spliced from 9 exons. Bases 30 to 944 code for a protein of 304 amino acids. NCBI's taxonomy places the organism in Eukaryota, Metazoa, Chordata, Actinopteri, Perciformes, Serranidae. Gene Ontology annotation, cellular component: proteasome core complex. The record is from RefSeq and is a predicted model, not a curated record. Gene Ontology annotation, molecular function: threonine-type endopeptidase activity.